UGGAACAUUUAUUAUAUAUAUGUAUGUAUCACAAAAGAAAACAAUUCAAGGUUUGAUUAUUUUAGGACUCUAGAAGCUCGAUGUCUAGUUCUGACAGCAAUGAUGAAAUGAUAGUAAGAGGUAGAGGUAGGGGGCGUGACACCCUUAGGGGUGUUAGAGGGAGAGGAAGAGGUCAAAGAAGAGGGAGAGUUAUGAGAGGAAGAGGUUUUCCACGAAGAGGAGCAGUAAACAGACAAGUUGGGCCUAACAGAGCUCAGGUAGCUGCAGCUACCUUAGAGGAGAGGAAUCACCAGUUGCAGGAUAGAAUUUCUCGGUUAUCAGAUGUGGAUCUGAGGGGACUCGUGAUGAGUAUUGCAUCUCAACACCCUGGAUUUGUGUUUGAUGUCUUGGACAGGGAUGACAGUCACAGCCAGCAUGGUGGUCACCAUCCUCCACCAGACGGGCCUACCCCUACCUGGUGUACUUGCACAUAUUGCCGGGAAAUGCCCACAGAGGCAGAAAGGCGCUGUUGUGGCAGAACCAGACCCAACUGCUACUCCAGGCUGCCUGAUUUUUAUUUGAUUGUCUUGGACGAAGCAGUCCUGGCAGUGGCCAGAAGACUGAGGGAGGAGCUUCUGGUAAUGCCCCCGGAUGAAGACUUUAAUAGGUCCAACCGAUUUGCAGCUUACAGGCAAUACAUAGUCUGGCAACAUGGCCGACUUGGGGCAGGCAUACGGCGUGUAAUACCGAGCUGUUGUGUUUGGCGGAUACGUGAUAAAUAUCCCAAUCCAUUCGGACAAUACAAAGGCUUUGUUGGAGGAAGGUUUAACUGAAAUCUCAUUAACAGAAAAAACUUUUUUUUUCG
Messenger RNA from Saccostrea cuccullata (small rock oyster), 844 nucleotides. RefSeq lists its product as uncharacterized. The coding region runs from base 81 to 812 and encodes 243 amino acids. The transcript has 3 exons. The record is from RefSeq and is a predicted model, not a curated record. Lineage: Eukaryota; Metazoa; Mollusca; Bivalvia; Ostreida; Ostreidae.